This is a messenger RNA of Panicum hallii, 928 nucleotides long. RefSeq names its product 18 kDa seed maturation protein-like. The record is from RefSeq and is a predicted model, not a curated record. The transcript has a single exon. Lineage: Eukaryota; Viridiplantae; Streptophyta; Magnoliopsida; Poales; Poaceae. Gene Ontology annotation, biological process: embryo development ending in seed dormancy. Bases 182 to 601 code for a protein of 139 amino acids.
CACAGCGGCUCGAGCCGACCCAGGACACGUGCACGUACACGCACAGCCUCCAGCACAAGACGGCACACGCAUAAAUACCACCGCCGGCCGCCGGGCAACCAGUCACCACGACGGCACAUCGCCGGUGACAAGCUUCCCAGACGCCGGCCGGCCGGCGAGCGACUCGAUAAUAUCGGUGGAGAUGCAAGGCGGGAGGAGCUCGAGCGCGGUGGAGGCGGCGGCGAACGUGGGCGCGUCGGCGUGGGCGGGCAAGGAGAAGACCAAGGCCGUGGUGGAGGAGAAGGUGGCCAAGGCGAGGGCGCGCGACCCGGCGGCGAAGGCCGCCGCGGACGCGCGGAUGGAGGAGCGCGUCCGCGGGGUGGAGGCCGCCAAGCAGGACGCCAUGCGCCACAACGCCGCCGCCAAGGAGCGCGCCUCCGCGGCCGAGCACCACCCGACGCCGCUCGGCGUGGGCAGCGCCACCGCCGCGCCGCCCGUGUCCGCGGGGCCCGGCGUCCACGUCCUGGACCGCUCCUCCGCGGCGCCGGCGCCGGCGGCGAGCGCAACGGACGGCGGCCAUAGUGCUACUGGCGGCGUCCCGCCGGCGAGCGGCACGGCCUGAAGAGGGAAUUUACGUAUGAGAAGCGCGUCGCCGGUCGAUCGUGUGCACGUGGUUGUGCAGAUUGGCUGUGCUUAAUUUCCCAGGAGUCCGUGUGAGAUUUCCUUCGCAUGCUGUGUUGCUGUGUGCGCCAUGUUCUACGUUUGUUGUGGGUGGGUGUAUUCUCUACUGCUAUUAUUGUGGAUCGUGUGGCGUGAGCAGAUCGCCGUUUGAAGCUGCUAGCACUGGUGUGAGAGCGUGUACCGGGGAGACUGAUACUUCCUUCACUGCAGCGUGUUGCAAAAAGUCUUAGUGCUCUAUGUGUUGCAAAAAGUCUUAGUACUUCCUUUC